Messenger RNA from Juglans microcarpa x Juglans regia, 1029 nucleotides. RefSeq names its product NAC domain-containing protein 2-like. Gene Ontology annotation, biological process: regulation of DNA-templated transcription. Gene Ontology annotation, molecular function: DNA binding. Lineage: Eukaryota; Viridiplantae; Streptophyta; Magnoliopsida; Fagales; Juglandaceae. The record is from RefSeq and is a predicted model, not a curated record. The transcript is spliced from 3 exons. The coding region runs from base 72 to 929 and encodes 285 amino acids.
CCUAGUUUCAAAGGCGCCGCCUCUAAACUUCACACAGGACAGACAGCGUGUGGAAAAGUCGAGAGUUGAGAAUGACAUCGGAGUUGGUGUUACCUCCUGGCUUCAGAUUCCAUCCGACGGACGAGGAGCUCGUCGUGCACUACCUUUGCCGGAAAUGUGCGUCACAGCCGAUCGCUGUGCCGAUUAUAACCGAAAUCGACCUCUACAAAUACGAUCCUUGGGAACUACCGACCAUAGCGUCCUACGGAGAGAAAGAGUGGUACUUCUUUUCACCGAGAGACCGGAAGUACCCAAACGGCUCAAGGCCGAACCGGGCGGCUGGGACCGGUUACUGGAAGGCGACCGGAGCAGAUAAGCCGAUCGGGAAGCCGAAGGCGCUCGGUAUCAAGAAGGCUCUGGUGUUCUACUCCGGAAAGGCUCCCAGAGGAGAGAAAACCAAUUGGAUCAUGCACGAGUAUCGGCUGGACGUGGAUCGCUCGGCUCGCAAGAAGCAAAGCUUAAGGCUGGACGAUUGGGUUCUGUGCCGCAUUUACAACAAGAAGGGCAGUAUCGAGAAGCAACAAUUGCAGAAGAUGAACAGCUCGGCAACGGAGGACACGAAGCCGGAGAUUCUGACCGGCGGUAGGACCACGUUGGCGGCACAUCCCGCUCCUCCGAUGGCUGCGAAGUCGAACGAUUAUAUGUACUACGACACGUCAGAUUCGGUGCCGAGGCUGCACACGGACUCGAGCUGCUCGGAGCAAGUGGUGUCGCCGGAAUUCACGUGCGAGGUGCAGAGCGAGCGUAAGUACUGGGAAAAGUCACUGGAGUUCCCAUAUAGUAGUACCAUGGAUGACACCUUCGACGGCGGGUUCGGGUCGCAAUUCCAGAGUAGUAAUCAGAUGUCGUCGUUACAAGAUAUAUUGACAUACCUGCAGAAGCCGUUCUGAUGUGGGACGUCUUUCUAGCCCGUACGAGGCUGACGACAUUGGUAGAUGGAGUAGGGAUUUUAAUAAUUUUGUCUCAUUAAAUACAUUUCAUAAUAUUUAA